AUGACGCGUCUGCAGUGUCCACUCAAAUCCAAUCGCUCUGGCAUAAUCAGCGUCAAGUGCUGGAUGGAGAACAGCAAUUCGUUUAGCAUGGACGUCAUGACGGGCAGCAUGCAAAUAUUGAAGCUUAUGGGCAUUUCGCAGCUGCGUCUGCACAACAGCCUUAUGAAGAAUACAAUGAAUCUGAAGGGCAUACGCUUGGACAUUUGCCAAAUGUUGAGCUCAUCCAGUCGACCGUCCGUACAAACUUUUCUCUACAAAGGCAUCACAGGCACGCAGAACAAUUUGCCCAAAAAGUGUCCAUUUCGACAAAACUUUAUGUACUCGCUGCAUCAUAUGACAUUCGAUGCCAACUACUUGCCCAACUAUUUGCCGGAAUAUAAUUACACAUUCAUUGGCAAUUUCUAUGCGGGCAGUGUUAACUCCUUUCAGGUUCAUGUGGAUGGCUCGUUUUGUAGCAUAGGCAAUGAUUGCACUGGGCGCGCUAAUAAUACAAAAUGA
Messenger RNA from Drosophila busckii, 498 nucleotides. RefSeq lists its product as uncharacterized. The record is from RefSeq and is a predicted model, not a curated record. The coding region runs from base 1 to 498 and encodes 165 amino acids. The transcript is spliced from 2 exons. Lineage: Eukaryota; Metazoa; Arthropoda; Insecta; Diptera; Drosophilidae.